GGUCGCAGUAAUAAGGCGUUUUCUUUGUCGCAGGAGUGGCGAGGCUCGUUUGAGCCGGUAGUUGAGGCGCAGAGGGAAGCUGUAGUGCCAGUGUUCGAGGAUUCGCCUUGUACAUUUAAAGGUGGUUUGCUAAAGAUGGCAGACCCAGAUGUCCUCACUGAGGUUCCUGCAUCAUUGAAGAGGUUAGCCAAGUAUGUGAUCCGAGGUUUCUAUGGCAUUGAGCAUGCUUUGGCCUUGGACAUCUUGAUCCGGAACCCUUGUGUGAAAGAGGAAGAUAUGUUGGAGCUGCUCAAAUUUGAUCGGAAGCAACUUCGUUCAGUUUUGAAUAACUUAAAGGGAGACAAGUUCAUCAAAUGCAGAAUGAGAGUAGAGACUGCUGCGGAUGGGAAAACGACUCGCCAUAACUACUACUUUAUCAAUUAUCGUACUCUUGUUAAUGUGGUAAAAUAUAAAUUGGACCACAUGAGAAGGAGGAUUGAAACUGAUGAGAGAGAUUCCACCAACCGGGCUUCCUUCAAAUGUCCUGUCUGUUCUAAUACUUUUACAGAUUUAGAAGCUAAUCAGCUCUUUGAUCCCAGGACAGGAACUUUCCGCUGCACUUUUUGCGAUACAGAGGUAGAAGAAGAUGAAUCAGCAAUGCCGAAAAAAGAUGCACGCACACUUUUGGCAAGGUUUAAUGAACAAAUUGAGCCCAUUUAUGCUUUGCUUCGGGAGACAGAGGAUGUGAACUUGGCCUACGAAAUACUUGAGCCAGAACCCACAGAAAUACCAGCCCUGAAACAGAGCAAGGACCGUGCAGCAACUACUGCUGGAGCUGCUGGCCUGGCAGGUGGGCACCACCGGGAAGCAUGGGCUACCAAAGGUCCCUCCUAUGAGGACUUAUAUACUCAGAAUGUUGUCAUUAACAUGGAUGACCAAGAAGAUCUUCAUCGAGCCUCACUGGAAGGGAAGUCUGCCAAAGAGAGACCCAUUUGGUUGAGAGAGAGCACUGUCCAAGGAGCAUAUAGUUCUGAAGAGAUGAAGGAAGGCGGCGCGGAGGCGGGCGCGUUCCCGGGCCGCGAGGAGGGCAGCGCGGGGCCCGAGGAGAACGAGGAGGUGAGCCAGCGGCCCGAGCUGGUGGCGCAGAUGACGCCGGAGGAGAAGGAGGCCUACAUAGCCAUGGGGCAGCGCGUGUUCGAGGACCUGUUUGAGUGAGCUCCCGGCCUCUGCCCACGCCCGUCGGAAGUCCCCUCCCCCGAAGAGAGGCGUUUGGCGGCUUUCUGCCCCCUCCUGUAAGGCGACCGUUCCUCUUGCGCCAGAAACCACGGGAGAGAGAUUGACUCUCAUGACAGAAACUUUCCCCACAGACAGGCUGCAGGCGUUCCCUCCCCCCUACUAUGACAGUGUUCCUACUUUACUGUGGUUUUUUAAAAUCGAGGCCUUUUUGUUUCCUUUCUAAGGCACGGUCUUCUCCUUUGUGAGGUCAGUGAGGGAAGCCUGUAAGGUGAAUUCUUCCCGUGCCUGCAGCAGCCCAGUGUGACAGGUCACGGCAGCGCACUGAUCCAAUUUUUAAAAAUCCAUUCUGAGCAAGCAUUCCGAACAAUUCCUGGCGUUGCUGCCAAGCAAAGCAGCUUGCCAACGGCAAGUCAUUUGAUGAGGGGGGAAAGCAGCCUUAAAGCUGCAGUUGAGGAUGGUGUCAGUAAGUAAGGGGAGGUGGGCAGUGUGCAGGGAAGAGGGAUGGAUGUGCCUAAAUCUCAUGAUUAAAAUCUAAACCAAAAUCUGUGUAUUUACAACUGACCUGACUGGUAGAUUCUGUUGUUUUGCUUAUUGCCUUUUGGUUUGUAUGAUAAAAAACAGAAAGUGGGUUUGGUAAACCCUUAUGAAGAAAUUAGGAAAAAACAUGGACAAAGGACAAGGAGUCCAUGUAAGGGGUUCCCUUCUUCUACAGUGCUAUAGAUUGUCUAUGAGGGCAUUUCAGCGGAAACCAGCAUACAGCAAGUGAUACUCCCCUCUUUUUCUCCCUCAACACCAUUGAACUCCUUCUUUGCCUCUCUCUCGAUUGUUGUCAGACACGGUAUUACAGAAUACACCCAGAAUAUUGUUGAGCAUUGUCACCUCAAGGAACAUACUUUAUUUUCAAUCCUGAUAUGUAGCAUGGUAUUAUUCCCUAAGGCAGAACUUUAAAAGUAAGGAACUUUCAUACAAGGAUCUGUAACAGUUGUAUAUUUUGUAAUAUUUCCCCUUGCAUUGUAAUUUUUAAGUAUUUAUCAUUUUAUAGUACAUGUGUGAAGUUAAGGUAGAUUUUAGAGUUACCUGAGCCCUGUAGGAAGUGAUGUUUCAUUUACCUGGCUGUAUGAAUGACUGAAUAUCAACCAACUAUUUUAUACUGACUGAAAUUUGUUAAUUUCCAGCUCUGUAACAUCUUGGAGUGUAAUUAAAAUGAAUAUUCUUCUCAUUAAAAAAA
Messenger RNA from Miniopterus natalensis, 2443 nucleotides. Lineage: Eukaryota; Metazoa; Chordata; Mammalia; Chiroptera; Miniopteridae. The record is from RefSeq and is a predicted model, not a curated record.